ACGUUAACUCACAAAAAGACAGAGACCAAAACUUUCUCUUCCAUCUUCAUCUUCUCCAGAGAUAGAGAGACAGAAAAGAACAAAACUUUAUCUUCCAGCUUCAUCUUCGUUUCCUUGUGAAAAGAACCCAUUUUUCAAAAACCCCUGUUUCACCACCUCCAUGGACGACUCUGAAUCUUCUCUUCCGGACUUAAAGGCUCUGUCUUUGAGCGUUUCCUUCCCUGGGUGGAGAAAGGCGACCCCAGCUUUCAAGUCUUGGGCUAUAAAUAUGUCAUCUUUGCACAGACCCACAUGGCAAAAAGCUGGAAUCUUUGAAGCAGUUAUAGCAUCCAUGAAAGUAUUCGACAAAAACAAAGAUCUCGUUCUGGGUAUUUCUGAGAGAUGGUGUCCCGACACCAAAACCUUCCUCUUCCCCUGGGGUGAAGCAACGGUAACGUUAGAGGAUGUCAUGGUUCUUCUAGGGUUCUCUGUUUUGGGUUCCCCUGUUUUCGCUCCUCUGGAUGGCUCAGGAGAGAAGACUGUGAGGGAACUGGGGAAAGAAUGGCUCAAGAUUAAGAAAGAUAACAAUGUCAGUUUCGUAACUCAAGUCACAUGGACGGGGAGGUUCAUGGGCAGUGGGGAUGAGCUUGAGCAUGCGGCUUUUCUUGCGUUGUGGCUUAGCUACUUUGUGUUCCCAACAAAGUAUAGCCAUCUUGUUAGACCUGUUUUGCCAAUUGCUGUUCAUCUUUCGAGAGGUACUAGGAUUGCUCUUGCUCCACCUGUUCUUGCUCACCUUUAUGAGGAGCUCACUCUAUUGAAAGACCACAUCAGAGGUUUCAACAUGGCAAUAGGGGUUAACACCAAACUUGAGUUGAGUUCAUUGUUUAAGUUGGUUCAAGUUUGGACAUGGGAGAGGUUCAGGGAGCUACGUCCCAACAACAGUAAUCUGUUGCUGCAAGGUGAGCCAAGGUUGGCUCUUUGGGAUGAAGAGAAACUAACGAGAACAAGGAGCACUGUGAGGAAGAGUACAAAGAACAUUGUGAGGAAGAUACUGGCAAACUCGACGAUGGAUAGUUUUGAGUGGCGUCCCUACACAAAAGCUGUGAAGAACUGGACGUUUCCUCUGUUUUACCCUGAGGAAGCAAUGUGGGUUCCUGUUGGUCCUGAUCUUGAUGAGGAGCUCAUCUCCUUUGCUAGAUGCGUCAAGGUGUCUGAGCUCAUUGGAAUUCACAGUGUGGAACACUACUUUCCAAACCGAGUUGCUUCACAGUUUGGAUUGCUUCAGGAUGUUCCUUGUCCUGUUAACAUGAACAACCUCUUCAAAGAGGCAGCUUGGGAUGAGUACAGCAAGCCUAUUGAUGGAUUGAGAUUGUACAUCCCUUCUCGUUCUUCAGUUUCUUGUUUUACUUCAAUGUUCUGCGAGUGGUGGAGGAAGAAUAAUCGAGCUGCUGAAUCAUUGACACCAAGAAACAUCAUAGGUGAUGGUGAUGAUGAUACAUCUGAGCCUGUUCCUUCUUGUUCUAAGAAACAGAAGUCAAUGAAGCGAGUUUGUAAGGACAGUGAGAGUCAUAUGGUUCCAUCAGAGAAGGAUGAGGAAGAUGAUAGCUUAACCAUUGCUCAAGUAAUGAGUUUGAGAAAGAAGAAUAAAGCUAUGUGCUGCUCAUCUGAUGAAAACCACUCCUUAGAUCCUCCUCAUAAGGCACUGCCAUUAAGAGAAGUGCUUCAAAAGCUGGGAAAAGAGUUUCCUGAAAAACUCAAAAGGUCUAGAGAUCUUCGAACACCGACAGAUGUGAGAUGCGAGAUUGCAGAUUCUGGUGGAUCAGCUUCAAGAGAAGCGCCACUUAAUGAGCUGUUUCAGAAGGAGGAAGUAGUGAAGAGGAAGACAGAGCAUAUGGGAGACAUGCGAGCUCCUAACAUUACCACAGCUGAGAUGGUCAUAGACAAAGAGAAAAGUGUAAGAGAUGAUAGCUUAACCAUUGCUAAGAAGAAUACAAUUAUGUGUUCAUCUGAUGAAAACCACUCCUUAGAUCCUCCUCCUAAAGUGUUGCCGUUAAGAGAAGCGGUUCAAAAGCUGGGAAAAGAGUUUCCUGCAGAACUCAAAAGGUCUAGAUAUCUUAGAACACCUACAAAUGUGAGAUCCGAGAUAUCAGAUUCUGGUGGAUCAGCUUCAAGAGAAGUUCCACUUAAUGAGUUGUGUCAGACGGAAGUAGAACUGAAGAGGAAGAGUGAGCAUUUGGGAGACAAUCAAGCUCGUGAGAUGGUCAUAGACAGAGAGAAAGGUGUAAGAGAUGCUUCUAAGUCACUUGGGAAAAGAAACAAUAGACUUGAGGCAGAUAACAAAGAUUCAUGGAUCUGUCAAAAGGUUGCUCAUGAAGAUGAAACUGUAGCACCACUAAAAAUCAAGAAAAGGAGUGAAGAAGAAAAAACUGGAAACAAAGCAGUGAAGAAUACGGUUCUAAGAUCAGCUAGUGGUAACAACUCUUCAGAUCCUCCUCUUGGGGCUAAUGGAGUAGCAGACUGUAAUGAUGAGGUUGAUGUAAAUGGAAUUAAGGCUGAGAAAAAGAAGACUGUAGUCGGCGAUGGAACUAAGGGAGCAAAGUGUUUGGUCCAUGAAAAUGGAGAAAACCAGAGAUCCAAUGAGAAGGAAGAUGUUGAUGAAAGUCUGAAGCAAAAAGAUCUUGCAAUAGAUGAGCUAGCACUGAGCCUAGAGGCACGUAUGAUGAAGGUGGAGAAGACUUUGGCAAAGAUCAGAGAAUGGAAAACCAUAGAAAGAAACCAGGCCAGAAAUGUAAUUACUGUUUAG
Molecule: messenger RNA, 2782 nt
Organism: Raphanus sativus (radish)
Lineage: Eukaryota; Viridiplantae; Streptophyta; Magnoliopsida; Brassicales; Brassicaceae
Exons: 1
Coding region: 161-2782 (873 amino acids)
Biological process (GO): meristem development; meristem maintenance
Source: RefSeq, a predicted model, not a curated record